AUGGCUAGCCAGGGUGUCAACGUUCUCCGAUACUCGGCCCUCGUUGCCGGUCUCGUAUACGGUGUCUACCAUCAGUCGUCCAUCACUUCCCAAACCAAGCGCGCAGAAAUCGAACAUGAAUACGCACGUAAGGAGCGCCUGAUCGAGCAGGCCAAGGCCGAGUGGAAGAAGCGCACCACGCCCCAGCAGACCCAGACACAAACUAGCAGCCUCGUUACUGACAUCUCGGAUCCCAACUUCGACCUGGAGGCAUUCUUGCAGGCCAAGGCUGUUUAG
Messenger RNA from Penicillium taxi, 276 nucleotides. Its product is annotated as ATP synthase subunit e. Gene Ontology annotation, biological process: proton motive force-driven ATP synthesis. Lineage: Eukaryota; Fungi; Ascomycota; Eurotiomycetes; Eurotiales; Aspergillaceae. Gene Ontology annotation, molecular function: proton transmembrane transporter activity. The record is from RefSeq and is a predicted model, not a curated record. The coding region runs from base 1 to 276 and encodes 91 amino acids. The transcript is spliced from 3 exons.